AUGAAACUCUCAAUUCUUUUCUAUGGCCCCUUGAUGGCUCUCAUCUUAUCUACCAUGGUCGUCGCCCCGCGCAUCCCGUCAUGUCCUAAUUUCGAAGUGUGUAAGCAAGAAAAGGGCGUUCUUCUAACACCUGAACAGGUCACGGACGAACUCAAGCUCUCAAUGAAAGGCGCUUGUGGAUACGUUGGACACGGCGGGAAAUGUAGUUUUUUGGACAGGGAAUUUGCGUAUUACGGCUGCCCGAUUUGCAAGGGCCUCGGCGGUUUAAACCGCGUGUACCGCCAAAACAAAAAAUAUAAAGGACAGUGUCACCAGGGCCACAAAAUAUUUGUCGAUGCCGAAAUUGACCUACAACCAAAAUCUGUCCAAGCCCAAAUUGACGUACCACCAAGCUUUGUGAAUGCCCAAAUUGACGUACCACCACCCGCUUAUAUAGACUUUUUCGCCUUGGAAUCGGAGAAGCAAGCAUCAUCAAACCGUUAA
Molecule: messenger RNA, 483 nt
Organism: Puccinia triticina
Lineage: Eukaryota; Fungi; Basidiomycota; Pucciniomycetes; Pucciniales; Pucciniaceae
Exons: 1
Coding region: 1-483 (160 amino acids)
Source: RefSeq, a predicted model, not a curated record